AUGAGAGAACAGCUCCUAGCUGAGCUAGGGGCGAAAGACCACAAGCAGGCCCUCUUACCUGCGUCCUCGCCUUUCUCGAGAUGGGUACAACAGGAGACCAUCCCCAAGAAGUUCAUGAUGCCACCUAUGGCAGCAUAUGACGGAGCUGGAAACCUAAGAGAGCAUGUCCUCAACUACAAAACCUUUAUGGAGCUGCAGACCUUAUCGGAUGCCUUGAUGUGCAAGGUAUUCCCCACGACGCUCACAGGGCCAGCACUGGCGUGGUUCAAUAGCCUAGAAGCAGGAAGCAUCAGGAGUUUUGGGGAUUUGGCCAAUGUCUUCAUCAGCCGAUUCAUAGCCAGAGUGCCGGCUGACAGAAAAACCAGCUACUUGGAAAUAGUCAAGCAGAGGAGAAAUGAAUCGUUGAGGGAGUACGUAGCCCAUUUUAACACGGAGGCUCUGCAGAUCCCUGAACUGGAUGAAAGCAGAGCUGUAGAAGCCAUGCCAAAAGGGAUGACCUCCCUAGAGUUCUUCAGCUCAUUGAGCAGGAAACCCCCUACUUCGCUGGCGGAACUGAUGAAGAGGGCUGAAAAGUACAUAAGACAGGAUGAAGCCUUGAUGACGAGCAGGUUCUCCAAAGAAGCAGCUGAUAGGGGAAAAGCCCCAGAAGAAAGGAGGUCGGAAAGGCUGGAGAAAAAGCAAAGCAAAAGGCUUGAGACCUACAGACAAUCCUGGGACCGAAGGGACCAAAGACCAUUCCCCCCUCGGGUUCCAGAGCAAAGACCAUUCCCCUCGCGAGUUCCAGAGACCCUGACCCCACUCCACGCCUCCAGAGCCGAAGUGCUCAUGGCAGUCCAAAACAAGGAAUUCCUCCAAUGGCCGAAACCCAUGAGGGCUGAAGCAAGCCAGAGACAUUCGAACAAAUACUGUUAG
Molecule: messenger RNA, 912 nt
Organism: Manihot esculenta (cassava)
Lineage: Eukaryota; Viridiplantae; Streptophyta; Magnoliopsida; Malpighiales; Euphorbiaceae
Exons: 1
Coding region: 1-912 (303 amino acids)
Source: RefSeq, a predicted model, not a curated record